AGAAAGUUUUUUUUUGUUGAUUUGAUUCACAAACGACUAUUAAAAAGUAAAAACAACCUAAGUAUUUAAAAAAUUAAUAGCUAUAUUACCAUUUAGUUACCAAUUGGUUUCAAAAUAUCCAAAUGGAGGUCACGGAGGAUAACUUGGCUACUCUUGCUAACUAUUUACAGCAGACACUGAAUCCAGAUCCAAACAUUAGAAGGCCGGCUGAGAAGUUCCUUGAGGGGGUGGAGGUGAACCAGAACUAUGCAAUUCUCCUGUUGCAUCUAAUUGAUAAAGAGUCUGCUGAUCCCACAAUACGAGUGGCCGCUGCUGUCACCUUCAAGAAUUAUAUCAAGAGAAACUGGCCAGUGGAAGAAGAUGGUGUGGAUCGCAUCCAUGCAUCUGACCGAGCGACAAUCAAGACUUUGAUAGUUUCCCUCAUGUUGAAAUCGCCAGAGAGUGUUCAGAGGCAGCUCAGCGAUGCUGUGUCCAUCAUCGGCAAGUCAGACUUCCCUGAGAAGUGGCCCGGCCUCAUCAGUGAAAUGGUGGAGAAGUUUGGCACAGGCGAUUUCCACGUGAUAAACGGCGUCCUCCGCACAGCGCACUCCCUGUUCAAGCGAUACCGCUAUGAGUUCAAGUCGCAGAAGCUGUGGGAGGAGAUCAAGCACGUGCUGGAAAACAUUGCCAAACCACUCACUGAUCUCUUCGUGGCAACAAUAGAGCUAACAAACACACACGCGAACAACCCUCAAGCACUGAAAGUCAUAUACGGUUCGCUGGUGCUCAUAUGCAAGGUGUUCUACUCGCUCAACUGCCAGGACCUGCCCGAGUUCUUCGAGGACAACAUGCCCAUAUGGAUGCCCAACCUUCUCAACUUGUUGCAAGUCAAAGUUCCUUCGUUAGAGACUGAUGAUGACGACGAGAAACCCGGUGUGAUGGAGCAACUCCGCACGGAAGUGUGCGAGUGCGCCGCACUCUACGCCCUCAAAUAUGAGGAGGAGUUCGCCCCGCACGCGCCCGCCUUCGUCACCGCCGUGUGGCACGUGCUGCUGACCACGGGUGCCAAGCCCAAGUACGACGCGUUGGUAUCAAACGCUUUGAACUUCUUAUCCAAAGUUGCGGAGAAGAACAAUUACAAGAGCCUGUUCGAAGACCCGGCUACGCUCAGCAGUAUUUGUGAGAAAGUUGUCAUCCCUAAUAUGGAAUUUCGAGAAUCAGACAUGGAACUGUUCGAGGACAAUCCUGAAGAAUACGUCCGGCGUGACAUUGAGGGCUCUGACGUAGACACGCGACGUCGCGCGGCCUGCGACCUCGUGCGCACGCUUGCGCUGCACUAUGAGGACAAAAUGAUGAGCAUUUUCGGGCAAUAUGUUGAGGUGAUGCUAAACAAGUACGCAGAGAGUGGAGGCAGCGCCUGGGUGGGCAAGGACACCGCGCUGUUCCUGGUGACGUCCCUGGCGUCCAGGGGCGCUACGCAGGCGGCUGGCGUCACUAAGGCGUCCCCGCUGGUGGACCUGGCCUCCUUUGCUGCCAACCACGUGCUACCAGAGCUGCAGAGGCCCAAUGUGGCGGAGCUGCCGGUGCUGAAGGCAGACGCCAUCAAGUACAUCAUGACCUUCCGCUCGCUGCUGCCCAAGGAGCUCCUCAUCACGGCUUUGCCGCUGCUGAUCCAGCACAUUACGGGUCGAGGUGUGGUGUGCACGUACGGCGCGUGCGCGGUAGAGAAGCUGAUCGCGGGCGGCAUGGUGCCGCGCGCGGCGCUCGAGCCGCACGCUCCGGCCCUGUUGGGCGCGCUGUUCGCGUCGCUGGGCGCGCAGGACAACCCCACCGAGCACAACGAGUAUGUCAUGAAGGCCGUUCUCCGUACUUUGGCAAUACUGCGCGAGUCGGCACUGCCAUACUUGGGCGAAGCUUUGCCAAAGUUGGCCGGCAUGUUGGCCGUGGUGGCCAAGAACCCGUGCAAGCCACACUUCAACCACUACCUGUUCGAGAGCCUCUCGCUGGCCGUUCAGUUGGUGGUGAAAGCAAACCCAAGCGCCAUAACGGCGUUCGAGGACGCUCUGUUCCCGAUAUUUCAGGAAAUAUUACAAAACGAUGUCCAAGAAUUCAUGCCAUACGUAUUCCAAAUGCUGUCCCUUCUACUGGAGUUGCGCGGCAGCGGCGGCGGCACGGGCGACGCGGGGGCGGAGGCCUACGCCGCUCUGUUGCCGUGUCUCGUGGCCCCGCCGCUGUGGGAGCGGGCCGCCAAUGUCAGACCUCUCGUGAGGCUGCUCUGCGCUUUCGUGGCCACACGCGCCGAUCGAGUACUUGCUGAUGGGAAGUUGAAUGCGAUGCUGGGCGUGUUCCAGAAGCUGAUCGCUUCCAAGACAAACGACCACGAGGGCUUCUACCUCAUCCAGACCAUAUUGUAUAAAUUCGGCGAAUCAGUAAUGCAGCCCUACACCAAACAGAUAAUAACACUGCUAUUCCAACGACUCUCUUCGUCCAAAACCACCAAAUACGUGCGAGGGCUGAUCGCAUUCCUGGGCUUCUUCUCUGCGCAUUUUGGUGCCGACACCCUGAUCGACCUUGUUGACUCCGUGCAGAGCAACAUGUUCGCGAUGUACGUUGAGCGUGUGUUGGUCCCGGACGUACAAAAAGUGACCGGUGCGUUGGAGCGCAAGGCCGCGGCCGUCGGCUGCGUCAAGCUACUCUGCCACAGCGCGCACUUCCGCGAGGGCGGCCUGGCGCGGCUGUGGACGCCAGUGUUGCAGGCACUCAUAGCGCUGUUCGAGUUGCCUCCAGAUGAAAGCACGUUACCGGAGGACCACUUCAUCGAAGUGGACGACGCGCCGGGCUACCAGCCGCAGUACGCGCAGCUGGCGUGCGCCAAGUCUAACACCAACGAUCCUCUAGCCAGUAUAGACGACCCGAAGCGCUACUUAGCCGAGAGCCUGGCGACAAUGUCCCGGUCUUACCCCGGCUUGUUGCCGCCACGGGUGGCCGCGCUCAGCGAGCCGCACCGCAACGCGCUGCACGGAUACCUGGCCGCCUACAGUGUUCAACUGUGCUAAAUGGGGGAAAAAGGGAUCCUAAAAGUAUUUCGGAAACGUGGUUUUGAGGACCUUUUGAUACCGCAGUGUGUGUAAGAUAGGCUACUUGAACAAAAUUUGUACUCGUAGAAAGGCUAUCCGACUACGGCAAAGCCAAAAAGAAGGGUUAUGAUUUAAGCAGUCUAUGUAUGUAGGUUUGUAUUUAUGUGUGUUAAA
Molecule: messenger RNA, 3230 nt
Organism: Maniola jurtina (meadow brown)
Lineage: Eukaryota; Metazoa; Arthropoda; Insecta; Lepidoptera; Nymphalidae
Gene: Cse1
Product: exportin-2
Exons: 20
Coding region: 123-3035 (970 amino acids)
Biological process (GO): protein export from nucleus; protein import into nucleus
Cellular component (GO): nuclear envelope; cytosol
Molecular function (GO): nuclear export signal receptor activity; small GTPase binding
Source: RefSeq, a predicted model, not a curated record